AUGGCCGAGAUCGAGAAGACUCCUUUUGUCAGGGAGCUCGCCUCGAGCGACCGCAAGACCCGCGACAAGGCCCUCGAGUCCCUAACGCUCUUCCUCCGCUCACGCACCGAUCUCACCCUCGUGGACCUCCUCAAGCUGUGGAAGGGCCUGUUCUUCUGCUUCUACCACUCCGACAGACCUCUCACCCAGCAAGCCCUCGCGCGCGCUCUCUCCUACUCCCUCGUCCCCUCCCUCCCCCACCAAACCGUGCACCGCUUCCUGCGCGCUUUCUGGAUCACCAUCGGCCGCGAUUUCCACUCGCUUGAUCGGUUACGGCUGGACAAGUACCUGUUUCUGAUUCGGUGCUUUGUCGGUGUUGCAUUUGAGAUCUUUGUGAAGCGGAAGACUGGACAAAACCAAGUAGACGGGAAGAAGCGUAAGCGAGAGGACGCCAAGCAGAAAAAGGGUGGGAAAAAGCAGAAGAAACAGGAAGAGACCAAAGCCGCCUCUAUUGCAGAAGAUGACGAGACAUCGGAGGGCAAAUGGGCCGAUCUGGAGGCUUACAUAUCCAUCAUUGAGGAGGGCCCGCUGUGCCCGCGCAACUUCGAUCCAGACCAGCCUUCCAAGCCUGUGACAGAGGAGGGAGGGGAUCCUAAUUUUGUUCCUAUGCCGCAUGGCCCGGAUGGACUUCGCUACCAUGUUGUUGAUAUCUGGGUUGACGAACUGGAGAAGGUGCUUGAGUUUGAGGAGGAAGAAACUGAGGGAGGCAACCGCAAGAUCAAGGGCGAUGUCCCCGUGGAGUUGAUUCUGCGGCCACUGGAGACACUGCGCACGGAGAGUCCCUACAAGCCUGUGCGAACGAGGGCGGCCGAGGCAUUGGGUGAUGAUCGACUGGUUGAGUGGGGGGUGCGGGAGAGGGAGGUCGAAGAGGAGGAGGAUGAAGACAGCGAGCAAGAAUGGGGUGGGUUUGGCGAUGACUGA
Molecule: messenger RNA, 960 nt
Organism: Penicillium lagena
Lineage: Eukaryota; Fungi; Ascomycota; Eurotiomycetes; Eurotiales; Aspergillaceae
Product: ribosomal RNA processing 1 family protein
Exons: 3
Coding region: 1-960 (319 amino acids)
Biological process (GO): rRNA processing
Cellular component (GO): preribosome, small subunit precursor; nucleus; preribosome, large subunit precursor
Source: RefSeq, a predicted model, not a curated record